AUGCUUGUGCUCUUUCUGUUGCUUGGUCAGUCACUGCUCAUAGAGCUCUUCAGCCUGUUGUUCUUACUCAAGCUGAUUCAGUCAGCCAUAGAUAGCAUUGCUGUCAGGAUCAUACUCUAUUUCUUUAUACUCUCUUCCAAUAUCAUAGAGACUAACUGCUCUAGAGGGUCCAACUGGUUGGAGUUCUUCUUCUUGAGCACUUCUUUCAUUUGUGCUACUAGACCUGGCUUUGGAUAUGGUUUCAGGCAUGGGCUGGAAGAAGGCUCAGACAGAGGGAGAGAUAUCUUAGAAGGGGAGGUCUAUGCAAGUAGACUUGAGUCUGUUGCUAAAUAUACUACUACUAAUUUACUUGUUGUCCUGGGUGUUGCUAUAAGUCAAGAGACAAUAACUGAUUAUGCUGAUCAAGCUUGUUCCAUAGUCUUAGGCACUAGUAUAGAUGCCCUGACCAAGCAUAAAUAG
Guyanagaster necrorhizus is the source of this 459-nucleotide messenger RNA. RefSeq lists its product as uncharacterized. The record is from RefSeq and is a predicted model, not a curated record. NCBI's taxonomy places the organism in Eukaryota, Fungi, Basidiomycota, Agaricomycetes, Agaricales, Physalacriaceae. Bases 1 to 459 code for a protein of 152 amino acids. The transcript has 6 exons.